Onychostoma macrolepis is the source of this 3988-nucleotide messenger RNA. It is a transcript of the gene sfi1, whose product is annotated as SFI1 centrin binding protein. The record is from RefSeq and is a predicted model, not a curated record. Gene Ontology annotation, molecular function: phosphatase binding. NCBI's taxonomy places the organism in Eukaryota, Metazoa, Chordata, Actinopteri, Cypriniformes, Cyprinidae.
UCAACACAGAAGAGCGGCAGUUAUGGUUUGUUGUUAGGUGUUGUCAGUACGAUGACAACUUUGUAAUGAGCUGCAGUGGCGUUAAAGCCUUAAGUUGAGUCUAUAAAACCCUAAAAGCUACUUUAUUUACUUUAUUUCAACCAGCUAUAGUUCAAGCACUGGGUGUUAGACAAUGCGCUGAUUUGCUGAAAAUUAUGUAUGCUUGAAUGAUCUAUUAAAGAUGCAAACGACAAGACCAAAAGCUGGGAAACAGUUGUCUGGUGUUGUAGAAAAGAACCGGCCACGCAAAACACCCAUACGGAGAAACACUUACCGGGUCGGAUACACUUGGAACCGAGGUGGUAGACUUAAAGAGCUGAGGAUAAGGCAUCUUGCUCGGAAGUUCCUUCACUUGUGGAUUCAGAAGACCUUUGGACGAAUAACAACAUCACAAGCCAGAUCUCAUUAUUGCAAAGUGAUCUUGAGGAAAACCUUAGUGGCUUGGAAAGAUGAGUGGUGGCAUGCAAGAAAGGAAUGGACCCUAAAUAUAAGGGCAGAUUGCCAUUAUACGUAUAUGCUGUAUUGCAAAACAUUUCAAGCCUGGCAGGAGUUUGAUGCUGUCCAGAGAGAAGAAAAGAAAAAACUGCAACUUGCAAUCAGAUUUGAAACAAAGCACAAACUACGUUGUGUGUGGAGUGGUUGGGAAUUGUACCUGGACAUGUGUCGCAUGAAACGCAGAAUGCAGGAGGCAGCAGUGCAGCACGAGAGACUCGCUGUACUAAAGUGGGUUUGGACUGUGUGGAAUAUGACACUACAGCACAGGGAUGUGGAAUACCAUCAAGAAGAUCUUGCUUUGCGACACUGGGCUCACACUGUUCAGAGCAGAGCAUGGCUGCACUGGAGAGACAGGAAGAAACAAGCCUGUGUUCUGAAAGAGAAGGAGUCCAAAGCUCAUCGUCACUAUUGUCUUCAACUGUUAAGACAUGCACUACAUGGAUGGAUCAGACACACAGAGAACCGACAGGCUAAGAUCAAGAAAACAGCUGUUGCUCAGGAUGUAUGGCACGUCGCUGUGCUGGAGAAGUUUUGGUGUCAGUGGAACAAUGUGCUGCAAUCCAGGCAUGCGGAGAAAGACAGAGGACAGAGAGCAGACAAACGGGCCCAGCACGGCUCCCAGCAGCUGGCGUUCUCACACUGGAGACACUAUGUCAGUUUGUGCUCACAGAAGGCUAAGAGGGAAAAGGCUGCAAUGCAUCACAGACAACUCCAUCUUCUGCAUUUGGGUUUAAAAGGCCUUGCUCUAAACGUCACUCAAAGUAAAACUCAUCGUCUCAACAAGAAUAUUAGUGUCCAGCAUCAUCAUCACAUUUUGCUGGCAAGGUGUUGGAAAGUCUGGCAGUUGCGCUUGGAUCAGGCUGAGGACAGAAGCCUGCAGCCCCGAAUGAGUGUUGCAAGCCCAUCGCACAGAAUUUCUGUGCUGAGAUCUUGCCUUCAUCGCUGGAGAAAACGUCUCACAGAACACAGACAAAUGCAGGAGUUGGAACUACGUGCUGAUGCCUGCUUUGCUCGACGUAUCUUUCCACAAUGUGUGAACACUUGGAUGGAGUUUGCAGCACAACGCACAGAGAAACGAGAGCAGAAAGAGAGAGCUGAACAACAUUACAGGCAACAGACUUGUAGUUGGGCAUUUUACACCUGGUGGAGAAACCUGGAGGUACAGAGAGAUCAGAGACUUGCUGAAAGAACGGCUUUGUUGCAUUCCGAACAUGUGUCUUGUGCCCGUGCCUGGUCUAAGUGGUACUCCAGUGCUGUACAGUGUAGAGACGAGAGAUUCAAACAAGCAGCAGCCGACUCGCUUUACAAACAGUCUCUGCUACGCAAGGCCCUGAACCAGUGGAGAAACCUUGUUGCAAACAUACAGACCAGUCAGAGACAUUUCGAGCAGGCAGAGGAUCAUUACGGACAGUGCUGUCUGAGAAGAGCCAUGGCAGACUGGCAUCAGUAUAUAGAUCACAAAAGACAGAAAAGAGAGAAACUUGCACGAAUGGAGAAACAUUACAACAGCAGAUUGCUCAGACUUGCUCUAGAGGCUUGGAAGUCAUACCAUUUGCAGACUCAAUCGAUAAACCAAAAUGUGGAGUGCCGUUACCAGGAGCAUCAGCAGCACCUUGUCAGAAGAAUGCUCAGUUCAUGGAGGAUAAACGUGUCACAGUUGAUGGAAGAGAGAGAGAAGGAAAACAGAGCAAAAUGUUUUUCUCAAAAGCACCUUGUAUCUGAGGUGUUUCUGGCAUGGCGACAGAUAACAGUAUCUGCUCAUCUUCACCGUCACCAGCAGGAGGAAGCUCUGAAACAAGCACAAACACACCUGGAUAAAUUUCGCAUGCAGGUGGCUUUGAGAAGAUGGAGAGAGCGAAGCACAGAGGUAAAAGACGAGAGGCUGGAGAAUGAGAGGGCCAGCAGAUACUACAACAGAACCCUGGGAAGAAGAACCCUCAACACAUGGACCGCUAAUAUUCAGCAUCACAAAACUUAUCAGGUAAUGAAGAAAAGAAGCCUUGAGCUUCACAAGUUGAGGAUUUGUCAGCGCUUUUUUAUCUGCUGGAAAACUCAGCUGGAGAGCAGAAGAAUAGAAGCGGAGAAAACUGAGACUGCCCUUUGGCAUUGGUCCCUCAACCUACAGGCCAAGGUGUUUUGCGUGUGGCGGCUCUGGAUUGCAGAGCGUCAGAGAAAACAGAAGCGUUUGACUGAGGCAGCUCAGUUUUACAGAGAUGAACUGUUGAGAGAGGGUGUCACACACAUCCUCACGCACACAGCACACAUGAAUGCAUUCUCAACUAACAUCGCCCAGCACAGCUAUGAACAGAGCUGUCGACAGCUGCAGGAAGUGGUGAGGCGGUGUGCAAUACGAUGGAAGCAGCGGGCACUGUGCAAGCCUGUCAAGGGUAAAACAGAUGGUCACCCCAAGAAGAGUGUGUCUUUUUUUCUGCCAGAAGACCACACCCCCAUCCCCACCCCUUGUCCAAUCAGGAGCCAACCAGCAGAGCAGAGGCAGAAAGAUUCCAUCAUCAGUCAGCUGUGGUCAGUUCGAGCAUCUAGAUUGCAACCGAGAAGACCAGAUGACCUUCUGCAGUCUCCAUUCAAACCUCUGCCACGUGACUUCAAGAUCAGCAGUAGUCAGAGGCUGACUAUAAGAGAGACUUCUCCAUUACCCUCAGUCCAUUUGACCCACAACCCACUAGAGUCACCUGCAACGGUGCUACAACCAAAGGUCCUCCCCUUCAAACCUGGCCUUACUGGAUAUAUCCCCACUACUGACCAGGACAUACUGCUUCCUCCAUCUUCAUUUACUGUCUCUUUAGCACAUGGCAAGCAAAAAAGCUUACACGAUCAGGAGCUCCCACUGUAUUCUAUGCAUUUUACUUCCCACCCUCUCCAAACACAAGGUGUACAUGGGAGAUUACCUGAGCAGGAUGAGGAGAAUGAGGAAGAUGAGACUGUAGAUGUGGAGCAAACACAAAAUCUCACAAAAGAACUACUAGACAUUAGACUGGAAAUGCAACAAUACCAGCAAGACAGAAAACAGCUCCAGACAUGGCGUAAGCUCCAAAAAGUCUUGAGUAACUGGCUCGAAACAACAGGCAUUGAGAGAGAAACUGAGGAACGAGAAAGCAUUUUAAAGGAGUUAAGUGAGCUUGAGAGUCGCAUUUCUUCUCGAUUGAAAUUAAACAAACAGAAACCCACCAUGAUUCGCCAUGCUGCCAGAGUUAACACCAUCCAGAGCCAACUACUACUGUCCAACGUUAAUACAAAAACACCCACUAAGUAUGGAAUAUAAGUAUAAGAAAGUCUAUAUUGUGCAGCCCAUUAUAUGAUGCCAACUUUAUUUCAGAAACAAUUUCAGAUGAUAUUGUAUUGUUGGAACCCUUGGGGAAAAAGCUAAAUUGUUUUUAUUUCAGUUAUUUAUGUAUUCAAAGACACUGUUGUAAAUAUGUAUUUCAUUUCUAAUAAA